CUCUUCCCUCCUCGAUCGCGCGCUGCUAGCCAGAUCCGUUAAAAAGCGAUUUCGCUGGACAAAUCGGAUAAAUUCCCGUUAGAUCUGAAAGAAUAUCAUCCACCGUGGCGACGUCGGUGCCGCAAGACGUCCGUCGUAGAAAACCGUCUCUGUCUCCGUCGUCGUCGUCAUCGUCAAGUUCAGGUCCGAGCACCGUAGAACAGAGAGAACAUUUUAGAAAGAGUACAGAGGUUGAUUAUCCAUUUUGGCAACAGAAUUGGUUCAUUGGAUUGCUGUUCUUGAUGGCGAUCGGGUUCUUUGGUCUUGCUCUCUUCCUCUUCCUCACUUUUGAUUUCGAUCAAGGUUCUCCUUCCUCCGCCUCCGCUUCCUCCUCCCCUCCAUCCCAGAACGUCGAGGUUACUUAUGGGACGGUUUUAAAGCUGAUGCACGAGAAAACAAAAUUUAGGCUUCAUUCACACGAUGUACCGUACGGCUCUGGAAGUGGACAGCAAUCUGUCACCGGUUUUCCUAAUGUAGAUGAUUCCAACAGCUACUGGAUUGUUAGGCCUACAUCUGACACGUCUGCUAAGCAAGGAAACACCAUCCCCAAUGGGGCAAUUAUUAGAUUGCAACAUAUGAAGACUAGGAAAUGGCUGCAUAGCCACUUGCAUGCAUCCCCUAUAUCAGGAAAUCUCGAGGUCAGCUGCUUUGGAGGAGAAUCAGAAUCGGAUACCGGCGAUUAUUGGAGGCUCAUAAUUGAGGGAAGUGAGAAGACUUGGAAGCAAGACCAAAGGAUUCGGCUUCAACACGUCGACACUGGUGGCUACCUGCAUAGUCACAACAAGAAAUACUCCAGAAUAGCUGGUGGUCAGCAAGAGGUUUGUAGCGUUAGGGAAAAGCGAGCGGAUAAUGUAUGGUUGGCUGCUGAGGGUGUGUACCUCCCCAUUAAUGAAAGCACAUAAUUAUACAUGUUUAAGAGAUCACCACUAUGUUUAGCGGGUGCAUGGAUUUUGGAUUUGUUGGUGAGUAGUGCCCGUUUACCGAAUCAGUGUUAUAUUUUUCAGAACAACUUUCUCUGCCGAAUACUCUAUUUUGCAUGUUAUUGUACCUUGAGACUGUACU
Hibiscus syriacus is the source of this 1101-nucleotide messenger RNA. RefSeq names its product stromal cell-derived factor 2-like protein. Lineage: Eukaryota; Viridiplantae; Streptophyta; Magnoliopsida; Malvales; Malvaceae. The transcript has 6 exons. Bases 282 to 941 code for a protein of 219 amino acids. The record is from RefSeq and is a predicted model, not a curated record.